GCGCCUGCUGCGCUUGAUGCGCCAAUGAAUUUCAAUUCUAUCUACAUACAAAAUUAUUCACAUCGCUAUAGAUGCUUUAAACCGUGGCUCGGAGACAGCAUACUGUUCAGUAACGGUGCAAAGUGGCUAAAAGAGAGAAAAGCGGUUAUAGCCACAUUUCGCAUGCAGAUCUUGAAGAAAUUCGUGCCACUGUUUUAUGAGAAUAGUCAGGAUCUGGUGAGACGGCUUGCUCAAAAUACUAACGAGCGAUUUAAUUGCCAUGAACACUUGUCGGUCGCAACUUUUCAUAUGUUGGUGGAAACUAUGAUGGGGAUAAGAAGAAAAAAGGUUGAAGACAUCAGUUUUAAUUAUGCAACGGCCGUGAUGAAACUGAACGAGAUUGUGCAUAAACGACAGAUCGACAUGUCAUUACAAUCAGAUCUGUUGUUCCGUUUUUCGAAACUCGCAAAGCUGCAGGAAAAGCUGCUCCACACCGCCCACUCAGCAACGAGGUUAGUGAUACAAGAGAAAUGGAAGGAUAUCGAAGAAAAGCAGCUUAAAAAUACACAUCAAAUUGAAACUGAAAAUUUAACCGAGGACGCAGAAAACGGCAUCAACACGAUCAAUUACAAGAUGCAUUAUACGAGAGAUGAUCUGGACGAUUUCGAGAAUGUAGAUGUGAGCGAGAAAAAGCCACUGCCUCUUUUAGAGAUGUUGAUGGACAUGAAAAAGAACGGACAAAUCACCGACAAGGAGAUUUUUGAUUUUGUCAACUCGGCCUUGUUCGCGGGUUACGACCCCAUAUCAACUACUUCGAGUUUCGUGCUUUGUAUAUUGGGAUGUCUUCCGGAAAUCCAGGCACGUGUGCAUGACGAAUUGGACUCAAUAUUUCAUGACAGCGACAGGGAGUGUACUUUCCAAGACACGAUAAAUAUGAAGUAUCUGGAUAGAGUUAUUCUGGAAGCAUUGAGGCUCUUUCCUAUAGGACCACUAUUCGCUAGGAAGCUUAAUAAGGAUGUAAGAAUAGUUACAGGGAAUUAC
Molecule: messenger RNA, 1020 nt
Organism: Dinoponera quadriceps
Lineage: Eukaryota; Metazoa; Arthropoda; Insecta; Hymenoptera; Formicidae
Product: cytochrome P450 4g1-like
Exons: 5
Molecular function (GO): oxidoreductase activity, acting on paired donors, with incorporation or reduction of molecular oxygen; iron ion binding; heme binding
Source: RefSeq, a predicted model, not a curated record